Messenger RNA from Linnemannia hyalina, 804 nucleotides. The record is from the annotation of a GenBank genome assembly. NCBI's taxonomy places the organism in Eukaryota, Fungi, Mortierellomycota, Mortierellomycetes, Mortierellales, Mortierellaceae.
AUGGCGGUCCCCGGACCUCUCCACACCGACAACAAGCGGCGAAAGCGAUCCGAUACCCAACUGAGGGCAGAGGCGGAGGAAGGGACGGGGGCGAGGAUUGAGAAACGAAGCCUCUUCUCACGUCUCUUAAACUCCAAUCUUCUCCACCGUCGACCUACCAUGCGCCACCUCUACAACCUCAACAUGGACGACGACACCAAUGGUGACACCAAUGAUGGAGGGGCGGAGAGGUAUGCGUACUGGAACGCAGAGGAAGAAGAGGAGGAGAGGAUUGACGAGGAGGAUGACUUGGAACGACGUGUUGGGAUCUAUGAGGAUGACGAUGACGAAGGGUUUGAGGAUGUAGGGAUCGUGAAUCAAGUUAUCAGAGGAACUAGUACCCCUCUUAUCAUUGAACCGUUUAUCCGCCACCCUGCACACGGUAGCAGUCUCUUCGACACAGAUAUCGGCAGCGGUAGCAAUGGCAACGACCGUGCUGGUGACCAUGACGAGAAGAUCAGUUACGAUGACGACGGUGAUGAUGAAGAAGACUUGGAUAGGAUCCGAGCCAGUCAGCCCUGGUACCUACACCAAUAUACAUCAUCCUCCUCUCCAAAACACCACAACGACAAGAACAAUGACGACGACGCUGAUAUCAUCGAGAGUCAGAUCUGGAUAAUCGACGAAUGGGACGAGGACUUUGAUGGUGUCGAGGAGACGAUUGACGACUUCAUCGAUUGGAUCGAUGACCUCGACCAUGUCCGUGCGCGUUCUGCUGGUGAUCACUCUGGCAACAACUUCCCUCUUUGGCGUCUCUUCUCAUGA